Cygnus atratus (black swan) is the source of this 1170-nucleotide messenger RNA. RefSeq names its product apolipoprotein O (gene APOO). The record is from RefSeq and is a predicted model, not a curated record. Gene Ontology annotation, cellular component: MICOS complex. The coding region runs from base 16 to 825 and encodes 269 amino acids. Gene Ontology annotation, biological process: cristae formation. The transcript is spliced from 9 exons. NCBI's taxonomy places the organism in Eukaryota, Metazoa, Chordata, Aves, Anseriformes, Anatidae.
ACAGCCCCUGCCCCCAUGCUUGCUCCGAGGGCUGGCACGGGGUCUGUUCAUCGCCCCUGUAGGCCGCGUGCGGUUAGGGACUGGAGAGAGGCUGUAAGGGACACCGGCGGCAGGUGGAACAUUCAGGUUUCAGGGAUAAUUUCCUUAGGAGUCGUCCCAUGCCUGCACAUAAAGAUAAUUCGACUGGGGGCCACCCCUGUAAGCCUGAGCUUGCUCUCUAUCCAAGUUUAUGCUUCCUCUUCAGAGAAAGAAAGUGCCAAAAAAGAGUUGCUGAAAAUUGAUGAGCUGUCACUCUACUCCUCUCCAGCUCGUGAGACUAAAUAUGUGGAGAAUCCACAAACCCAAUUGGAAGAGGGGGUUUCACAUUUACGGCAUGCUAUGGAGCCAUACACAGCCUGGUGUCAGGAUCUUUAUGCCAAAGCUAAGCCCCAGUUAGAAAAAGCUGUUGAGCGUGGUAGAGAGGGUUGUGAAUUUCUGCAAAAUCCCCCUGAUGGAUUUUAUCCAAGGCUUGGUGUGAUAGGUUUUGCUGGAAUUCUUGGAUUGUUUCUUGCUAGAGGCUCAAAAAUAAAGAAGUUGGUGUAUCCUGCAGGCUUCAUGGGUAUUGGCGCUUCCAUGUAUUAUCCUCAGCAAGCGGUUGCUGUUGCAAAGGUUGCUGGUACACAGCUGUAUGACUGGAGUCUUCAGGGAUAUAUUGCCGUAGAAUCUCUUUGGAAGGAUAAUCCUAAGAAGAAGAAAUCUGGGAAAAAAAAUGAUAAGGGUGAUGCAGAGGGUGACAAGCCCCAGGACAUCCAUGCUGCUUCAAAUGAAGAGCACGCCGCGAAGUAGAACACCAAAUCACUUGCCAUCAAACAGGUGAACAAAAAUACAGAUGUAAGCAACGAUUUCCCAAGAAAAAGAGGAAAACUGUCUGAAUCCAUUUUGAUUUUGAAUGUGACUAAUCUGCCUUCCCUCUCAGGAAAGAUUGAGAGUGUGCUGCCUGGGCUUCUGGAAUGGAACCUGAGAAAGGACAUUACAUUUGGGUCAGUCUCGAUACCCAAAUCCUCAGUUCUGCGGUGGGACUCAAGUUUGCCAUGCUUGUCCCAUUGCAGGAACAGCACUGCAAGUAGCAAGUCUCAAAAUUCUUCGGUCUUGUUAUUAUUUAUAUGUAAAAUAAAAAUCCAGUUGCAUAAA